This is a messenger RNA of Ruditapes philippinarum (Manila clam), 2332 nucleotides long. RefSeq names its product zinc finger protein 862-like. The record is from RefSeq and is a predicted model, not a curated record. The coding region runs from base 155 to 2272 and encodes 705 amino acids. The transcript has 2 exons. Lineage: Eukaryota; Metazoa; Mollusca; Bivalvia; Venerida; Veneridae.
UAAUUUUAAUGAGAAAUGAAAUUUACCGAGUCCGUGGUCCGGCAUUUAGCCAAUUUCAACUAGUUAAUAAACGCUUGCUUUUAUACGAUACUGCAUAUAUUGAAAGCGCCCAGACAAAAUUAUUUACUUUGUUGUCGUCAUAUUCCGCGAACGAAUGGAAAAAAUGUCGUCUGCUCCAAAACAGCGGAGAUUAACUAAUUUUUUUACGCAAAACACACAAAAUAUUGUUGUCCAUGACCAAAAAGAAGAAUCAGAUAAAAAAAAUGUUGAAAAUGACCCUAAUCCCCCGAAAGAAAAAAAAUCCAUUACAAAAGUAAAAGUUGACCGUGAAUUUCGUAAAGAAUGGCUAACAAAAUAUCCAUGGCUUUUGUAUGAAAGUAACAAAAUGACAUGCAACAUUUGCAUCAGUGAGGGCAAAGACAAUCCCUUUACAAGUGGUUGUACAAAUUUUCGCCAUUCCACACUUGUUAGACAUUUAUCAUCGAAUCAGCACAGAGCCGCUGUGGAGGCCACGUCUUUGCGGAGAAGUAUGAGUAAACAGACUUCUAGCAUCAUUUCUAAGCACUAUGAAGCAGCCACAGGGGUGAUGAGAUCUGUAUACUGGCUUGCAAAAGAACAACUGCCAACAUCUAAACAUAAAUCGCUGUUGCAGUUGCAAAAAUUACAAGGGUGUAAUUUUGUUGAUGAUUUACAGGUUGGUACAGCUACAUACUGCUCAGAUUCUGCUGCUGAAGAAAUGCAAGAUGCAAUGGCCAGUGUUCUCCAAGAUUCUUUAGAUGACAAACUUUCUUCUAGCCCAUUUGUUUCUAAAAUGCUGGAUGAAAGCUGUGAUAUUUCUGUCAAGAAGAAACUACUUCUCUAUGCAAAAUCAGUCAAUGAAAACUUUGACAUUGAAACACAUUUUGUAGACAAUGUACAAAUUCCAGAUGGAACUGCAGAUAUUAUUUUCAAAAAUGUUCAAUCAAUACUGGACAGGCAUAAUGUUAAGUUUAAAAAUGUCUUGGCUGUAGGUUCUGAUGGAGCUUCAGUCAUGACUGGUUCUAAGAAUGGUUUUGUAGCAUUGGUAAAAAGAAAAGUUUCACCAUAUGUCAUAGGAGUUCAUUGCAUGGCACACAGGCUUGCCCUGUGUACCAGCCAAGCAGCUGAUAAGGUAGCAUACCUAAAAGAUUACCAGAAAAUUUUGUCUGAUAUCUUUUAUCAUUUUAAGAGGUCUGCUCUGCGUAGGGAGAAGGUUAAAGAAAUUCAAGUUUUACUUGAAGAGCCCCAGUUACAGUAUAAAGAGCUUCACAGUGUGAGAUGGUUCUCAAUGUAUGCUGCCUUAGAAGCAGUAUAUAGAACAUGGGGUUCUCUUGCAACUUAUUUUGAAUCUGAAAUGGAAUCAAAAAAUGAUAGUGUAGCAAAGGGGUUCUUUAAAAAAAUAACCACCUUUACAUUUAUUGCAUGUACAUACUUACUCAUGGAUAUUAUUCCAAAGGUAACACAACUCAGCAUGUUCCUACAAAAGGAUAAUCUUGACCUUGCCAUGAUAAGACCCACUGUUGAAAGUGUUGUGCAACAACUUACAUGGCUUAAAAUAAAUGAUGGUACACACUUGUCUAAUUUAAUGUCAGUUGCAUCACCUGAGAAACUAACUGAAUUUAAGGGAGUCAGAGUCACUGACACACCAGUUUUUCGACAGCAAUUUAAGAAAAUACGUACACAGUUUUUGAACUGUUUGAUUAUAGAGAUAGAAAGAAGGUUCCCAGCUGAGGCAACUGACAUUAUAUCAAAUAUGGCAGUAUUGUGUCCAAGGGGUCUCUCCUUGCUAUCUUUAGAAGACAGAAAGGAGUAUGGAGCUAGUCAGAUGCAGACCUUGGUGUCCUAUUAUGGUACUUGUAAUUCUGACACAGGGGUAGAACCUUUUAUUGAUGGCACUGAAGCUUUACUAGAGUGGGAAAAGUGUAAGGACCUUAUUGUACAGCAAAGAUAUCCCUGUCACACUCUUCAGUCUAUCUGGAAACUUCUGAGUGUUCAGCAUCCUGGUGCUUUUCCCAAUUUAGUAAAGCUUGCAAUGGUAGCAGUCUUGGCCCCACUGCAGACUGCUACAGUUGAAAGGGGCUUUAGUGUUCAGAAUAAUAUCAAAGGAUCUGGAAGAAACAGGUUGUCUUCAGACAGACUUAAUGUUUUGAUGAGAAUCAGUUUGGGUCCAAAUAUUGAAAACUUUGAGUUUGCUAAGGCAGUGAACAAAUGGAAAGAAUCCAAAGAAAGACGUCUGUUCUCUGGCAAGAAGUAAAGUGCCUUAGAAAAUAAAACUUAUAAAGUGUUACCUGUUGUUUUUUACAUUUUUGUUCAA